Messenger RNA from Ilyonectria robusta, 843 nucleotides. RefSeq lists its product as uncharacterized. The record is from RefSeq and is a predicted model, not a curated record. Bases 1 to 843 code for a protein of 280 amino acids. The transcript has 5 exons. NCBI's taxonomy places the organism in Eukaryota, Fungi, Ascomycota, Sordariomycetes, Hypocreales, Nectriaceae.
AUGCCUCCCCGCACGACCCCCGAGGAGCGGAAGGCGAAGGCUGCAGCCCGUCGCCGUGAGAAAGCCGCCCAGAAGAAGGCUGAGAAGAAGGCCCGCGACGAGGCCGCUGCGGCUGCCCCGGCUUCCCCCGCCGACGAUGAGGAGGAGGAGGAGGAGGGGGAGGAGGAGGAGGAGGUUGUCGUCACUCCCCUCAAGCGUCCUUCCGGCGGUGCCGCUGCGGGUGCGGCCAAGGGUUCGAAGAGACCCAAGCCCGACACCCCUUCGCCUCGUCCUGCUCUGGAAGUGCCCGACAAGCCGCCGUCCCUCCUGGUUGAUGUAGAGAAAGUCUUCUUUGCCGAGAAAGUUGGUGGUUACCGACCCAUUCCCUGCACCCGCUGCGCUCGGUCAAUGGUUUUGGCCAGUGCUCCUGGUCGUUUCUGCUUUGCCUACGGAUCCAGUGGCCGCUGCGCCCACUGUGUGAAGGGGAAGCAUGUUUGCGGUUCGAUUUCUUCUCACUCUGCCGACCUCGUCGCUCCCGCCCGUGCUAUGUCCAUGGCCCACCUGGCCUGGUAUCACGCUUGCCGGGAGGCGGGCACGACCCUCAGCCGCUCCGACGAUGUAAACAAGACCGAGGAGAUUUUCAGCCGUCGCGACCAGCGGGCUAUCGCUGCGGCCUCUGCUGCGGGUGGGUCGAAGAACAAGGUGGUCGCUGGGUUGGCCCUGGGGGCCCUCGGCGGUGGCUCUGCGGCUGCUAAGACCAACCGUCUCCUUCGCCGCCUUGUCGUCCUUGGUGAGGCCUUGCUCAACGCCGCCUCUGUUGAGGUUCCUUCGGAUGUGGAGGACGAUGACAGUGUUAUUGGCUAG